AUGUUCCCUGUUGUUUACGCUGACGUCACGGUCUCCAUGGGCUUACUGUCCAUUCUCCGUAGACUGAAGCAGACUCCAGAACAGGAGGUGCGUUUACUGUUGCUCGGUUUGGACAAUGCGGGAAAGACGACUUUGCUAAAACAAUUGGCAGCUGAAGAUGUGAGUCACAUCACCCCCACACAAGGGUUCAAUAUAAAAAGCGUCCAGUCAUCAGGAUUUAAGUUGAAUGUUUGGGACAUUGGAGGUCAACGCAAAAUCCGCCCCUACUGGAGGAAUUAUUUUGAGAACACAGACGUGCUGAUAUAUGUGAUUGACAGCUCAGAUGGGAAACGACUUGAGGAGGCCCGUUUGCAACUGUUUGAGCUGUUGGACGACGAUCAACUCGCUGCAGUGCCACUGUUAAUCUUUGCCAAUAAGCAGGACUUGAUGACGGCUCCGUCUGCAGCUGAGCUGGCGGAGAGUCUGCGUCUCCAGUCCAUCCGUGAUCGUAUGUGGCAGAUCCAGGCUUGUUCAGCGCUAACGUCUGAGGGACUCCAGGAUGGUAUGAGCUGGGUUUGUAAGAACAUAACAUCACUGAAGAAGUGAGCGAGGAAGGAGAAAAUCUAUUUUUGUUUGUAUUUCUUUUUUUGUACUGCACUUUAUU
Messenger RNA from Periophthalmus magnuspinnatus, 643 nucleotides. Its product is annotated as ADP-ribosylation factor-like protein 3. The transcript has 6 exons. Gene Ontology annotation, biological process: cilium assembly. The record is from RefSeq and is a predicted model, not a curated record. Gene Ontology annotation, cellular component: microtubule cytoskeleton; cytoplasm. Bases 1 to 585 code for a protein of 194 amino acids. Gene Ontology annotation, molecular function: GTPase activity; GTP binding. NCBI's taxonomy places the organism in Eukaryota, Metazoa, Chordata, Actinopteri, Gobiiformes, Gobiidae.